Lactuca saligna is the source of this 1065-nucleotide messenger RNA. The record is from the annotation of a GenBank genome assembly. Lineage: Eukaryota; Viridiplantae; Streptophyta; Magnoliopsida; Asterales; Asteraceae.
AUGUCCGCCGCCGGUGCAUCCUUUCUCUUCCUCCUCCUUUCCACCGUCGCCGCCGCCUCCUCCUCCUCCAUCACCACUCUCUCAUCCGAUAUCGCCGCUCUGAAAGCCUUUAAAUCCUCCAUCAAACCCACCACUAUACCUUCGUACACUUGUUUACACUCAUGGGACUUCACCUCCGACCCUUGUUCUCCGCCACGUGUAACUCAUUUUCUUUGUGGAGUAACCUGCUCCGGCAACCGAGUCACUCAACUCACCCUUGAUCCUGCUGGUUACGUUGGAACUCUCUCCCCACUCGUUUCUCAACUCACCCAACUCAUCACCAUCGAUCUCACCGACAACAAAUUCUCCGGCCAGAUUCCAAGUUCUCUUUUCUUUCUCCCGAACUUACAAACACUCAACCUCGGGUCCAAUUCGUUCUCCGGCGUAAUCCCGCCUCAGUUGACUCGCCUCGACUUGAGUUUCAAUAAACUCACCGGACCGAUCCCGGGACUCCCGAAAAACAUCAUCCAACUCGCGCUUAAAGGGAAUUCGCUAUCUGGGUAUCUCCAGAAACAAUCGUUUCAAGGGUUGACUCAACUGGAAACAGUCGAACUCAGCGAAAACUCACUCGCCGGAACGAUUCCCGGGUGGUUCUUCCUCAUACCUUCCCUCCAGCAAGUCAAUUUAGCCAAGAACAGUUUCACCGGCGUUGAGAUCUUCAAGCCAAUCGACAGCGACCUCGUCGCCGUCGACCUUGGAUUCAACAGAAUCACCGGGUACCCGCCGACGAACUUCUCGGCGUAUCCUAUGUUAGCCUCCUUGACUUUAAGUUACAACAAGCUAAGAGGAAGAAUUCCAUGGGAGUACAGCAAGAAACCGACGUUAAGCAGGCUGUUUCUCGACGGAAAUUACUUAAUUGGGUUGCCGCCAAAGGAGUUUUUCUCCGGCAAGACGUCAAUUUCCGGCAGCUUAGGGGACAAUUGUUUGAAGCUUUGUCCGGUAUCUUCGGAACUUUGCGUGAAAUCGCAGAAACCUUUGUCGAUUUGCAAGCAAGCUUAUCGUGGGAAACUGAAACCGAAGUCAUAA